Messenger RNA from Williopsis jadinii, 306 nucleotides. It is a transcript of the gene RPP2B, whose product is annotated as ribosomal protein P2. Lineage: Eukaryota; Fungi; Ascomycota; Saccharomycetes; Phaffomycetales; Wickerhamomycetaceae. Gene Ontology annotation, cellular component: cytosolic large ribosomal subunit; ribosome. Gene Ontology annotation, biological process: translation; cytoplasmic translational elongation. The record is from RefSeq and is a predicted model, not a curated record. Gene Ontology annotation, molecular function: structural constituent of ribosome.
GCUUAUUUGUUGCUUGUUCAAGGUGGUAACGCCACCCCAGCUGUUGCUGACAUCAAGACCGUCUUGGAGGCUGCUGGUAUUGAAGCUGAGGAGUCCAGAAUCUCUGCUUUGUUGGAGUCCCUCGAGGGUAAGACCUUGGACGAGGUUAUUGCUGCUGGUAACGCCAAGUUGGCUUCUGUUCCAACCGGUGGUGCUGCUCCAGCUGCUGGUGCCUCUGCUGGUGCCGCUGCUGAGGAGGCCGCUGCUGAAGAAGAGGAGGAGGCUAAGGAGGAGUCUGACGACGACAUGGGAUUCGGUUUGUUCGAU